AUGCCCUUCCUCAGGCAGGCCCCCGGCGUUAAGCUUCGACCCAAUAACGCCGUAUUCUACCGCUCCAGCAUCCGCUUCGCAAGUCAUUCGAACAAACACAAGAAGAGCAAUGCCGAAGCAAAGCUUCGUUCAGAUCACAAUGAAACGGGACAAGAAAAACGACAGAGAUCCUUCUGGAAAUCCAUCGCUCCCGACUUCUUGACUCAAGAAACAAACGCUUCCUCCAGCAGGGGUGGACACUUCGCACAAGCCUCGACUUUCAAGCUCUACGCCUCUCAUGGUUCGGCGUCCAAGCCCAUCGUCGAGGCUUCAUCUACCUCUUGGGAUUCCAAGACCAACAAGGUCAGCCAUACUGUCUACGAUCCCAUCUCUGGCAGAAUGGUUCCCGCAAACGGACAAAGCGGACAUAAUUCUGCCUCGAUCAAGAGCAAGAAGAACAAACCGAGCAAAGACAAGACCUACGAGAAGCCCACUUUCGUCUCUCAACUGCCCGAGAACAUCGAAGCACUCUCAAACACCCCUACCACUCAUGCCUCUUUUACCGAAGAUUUCGACAAGACCUAUCAGUCCGAGCGCGAUGAGCUUCUCGCAACUCGUAGACACCUGGACACUCUGCGCGAGCAAAUCCAAAUUUUGGAACGUCAAACUCAUCCUGAGAUGACCAAGCCUCACUACGCCGUUGACGCCGAGAGACCCGCAGUUUUCGAAGGUGGCUGGGACGAUAAUCCAAAAGGCCUACAAACAGCCUUCAAGCUUGAGAAGGAGGCUUGUGAACAUGGCGAUAUGAAGCCUUUGGAACAAGAGAUGGACGCUCUUAACAAGAUAACCACUCAGGAAGUCAGCAAUGACUACAGUAUUGCCCCGAGUGGCCUGGAAACUCUCUUUGCAAACGAACAAACGAGUGAUGACAUCCGCCAGAAGUCUUCUUUGGAGCAAGAACUGGUUGCUAUGAACACCCAAGCUCCGCCUAUUGACGACGGCUAUUCACCCUCGCCUCAAGGUCUCGAGACAUUGUUCGAACAAGAGCAACACAGUGCUGAUCUGAAUGAAUGCAAGACUCUCGAAGACGAAGUCCGAAUGGCUGGCUCUGCAGCCGAUCAAACACAGUAUAUUGCCGGCUUGACCAAGGGGCCUACAGGACUUGAGACGAUGUUCGAUCAGGAACAGCAAGGCACACCUCAGAGGUUGGAGCUUGAGCUCGAGAGCAUGACUUCUACUCCAGGCUUGACUGAUCAACAUGACGCCUACUCAACCAAACCUACCGGUAUGCAAACCCUCUUCGAGAGAGAAGCAAAAAACACCCAGAAUAAACAGCACAAAGAUCUCGAACACGAACUUCACGACCAUAUCCGGGCUCUCAAAAACUACCCUUCUGCCAAUCUGAAUGGAAUGCAGACGCUUUGGGAACGAGAGCAGAAGGAUGUCGAGAUGGGCAACGCCAGAUCGCUCGAGGAUGAAAUUGCUGCCAAGCAAAAGCCACAACCUAUGUCGAACGAGUGCGAUACCUCAGUCUUUGGCCUGGAGACCAACUUCCGCAAUGAAGCUCAGAGGGUGAAAGAAGGCGAUUUCAAAACUCUGGAACAGGAGGUAAGCCACCGAGUGCAGGCACAAAUACAUGACGACGGUCAUGCACGUCCUUCGGAAAGCCUGGAGACCGCUUUCCAGAACGAAUCAAAGAAUGCUCGCCUCGGAAAACGUCAAAGCCUCGAGAAAGAGAUCAAGUCCCCUGAACUCGGUUUCGAAGAUGAUUCCCCCACGACACCGAUGGGGCUUCAGAUGUUGUUCCAUCGUGAUAAGCAGAGCAGCGAACGUUCGCUUGAAGAAGACCUCAAACAGAUGGAGGAAGCUUCAUACCACGAGGAUGGCUACUCGCGUGCACCAAUCGGUAUGGUGAAUUCGUUUGAGAAAGGAAUCAAAGACGAAACAACUUCUCUGGAAGCGGAUUUGAAGGACAUGCCGGGUGAGGGAGAUCUGUCUCCAACCGUGGGUAAGUUUGCUACCAGAGACCAAUGGUACAAGCAACCUGCCAGAAGCACGUUUUCUGAAGAUUACCUAAAGGCAGAAGUGAGAAAGCCUGAUCGACGCACCGCAGUCUCCGGACGUUCGCUUGACGAAGGAUUAUCCAAACCCAUCGAAUCCAACGUACCGUCAGCAAAUACCGCGACUGCAACAAAGCAUUCAUCAACACAGACCACGUCAAUCAAAACACAUGUGAAUCCAUCCUUAGAACCAGAAUCGGGUUCAGAUAUCAAAUGGCGCGAGCCCGCUCUUUACAAAGUUAUUGCCUACGACUCGAGCAAGGAUGCCAUUACUCUCACUCGCACACCGUCCAAAUUCUCGAACAGCGAGACACCUCUAUCGAUACCUCAAGCUAUCUCUCAGCUCUCUCUUGCCGCUCGUUUCCUACCACACAUUGCAGCUUCUCAGAACGAAGGAUUCCAUGUGAUACACGCAGAGAGAGACUAUUUGGUAUCGCGAAUGGUCCAUAAGGACCCUGAUCCACGGGCACCACGCUACGAGGCAAUCACCAACCCUAUCGAUGGUACUACCAGGUACACCCCGGUGGAACCUCCCAUUUCGCGAUUUGCUUCACCCACUGGCUUCGUCAAUUACGAGCCUAUCUUUCCAACUGAGCCUAUGCACAAUCGACAGGACAUGGCCAGCUCAUUCUUUGGUAAUGGCCAUCCAGAAUUCCAGCAGCAUACAAUCUAUCCACACACGCGUAUUCCCGCAAAACCACCAAGAAGCAUCUUUCGACACGCAGAUGCUAAGUUUCGCAACGAGAAGCGCCGUCGCUGGCGCCGUCGGAUUGUGUGGAUAGUGAGUGUGGCUGCAGGUACAGCGGUGUGUACCACAUAUGUUAUUGGUGUUUCUGGUGAGCUUGCAAAGUCUGAUAAGAGGAUUGCACAGCCCGCGAGAUGA
Messenger RNA from Aureobasidium namibiae CBS 147.97, 2922 nucleotides. RefSeq lists its product as uncharacterized. Bases 1 to 2922 code for a protein of 973 amino acids. NCBI's taxonomy places the organism in Eukaryota, Fungi, Ascomycota, Dothideomycetes, Dothideales, Saccotheciaceae. The record is from RefSeq and is a predicted model, not a curated record. The transcript has 2 exons.